AUGUAUAUUUCCAAAGAGAAAAGAAUGAGAGUGCUGCUGUCAAUAUUGUCUAUUAUUGACUUUGGAUAUUGUUUUGAUAAUAUUACAUAUAUAGCUGUAAUAAUUUCUUCCUUGCUUGUUUUGUGUAGUAUUGGUACUUAUGUUAUAAAAUAUUAGUCAGUCUUAUAUUUAAUAAUGAUAAAUGUUUGUCAAUAAUAAUUAUCAUUUUAUAUUAUGGAAAGGAUUUAAUUUUAUAUGGGCCAUCAAGGACAUGGCCAUUAUUAUAUCUUUUAAAACUUGUUGGAACUCCAAAAUAUUUUUUUUUAUUAUUAUUUUCGAAUCAAAUAGUAUUCGAUUCUCUUGAUUCAUUAUGGGUUUAUAAUGUCAAAAGAAAGGAUCAUAAUUGCAUUUAAUUAAUCCUGAUAUUAUUAUUAGAAGGUUAUUCUUAAUAUAUUAAACAGAAAUCUUAUUACUAAUGCCUUAAGUUAUUGAUAAAGCAAUUCAAAUAGGAAUGCGUUCUUUAAAUUUUUGAUUAAAAUUAAAAGUCUAUAAAUGAAAAUAAUCAUUAGUUACCAUUUUCAAAUAGAUUAUAGACAGAAAAUACUUUAAUUUGGAGUCCUAGGGGGGAUUAAAUAAAUUUAUUUCAAGAAGAUAAGGAUAUUGUUUAUAAAUUAUUUUUAAAUAAUGAUUUAGGAUUAUCAAUAGAUUCCAAUCCAUAGCAAUUACAAUAAUAAUUAACUUUUAGAUCAAGUAAAGAAUUGUUACAUUUCUUAUCUAAAAAUACCCAUUAUUUCAUUUUAGCUAUUUAUAAUGAUCCACUUCUGAAUACAAAAUUUUAAUAUUAAGUUAAGUACUUUUAAAUAAAUAACUAAUAAAUUUUGUCAUUUUAAAAACUAGAUAAUGGUCUUAUUGUGAGAUAGAAUCAUAAAAUUCUAAAAUACAAGUAAAAUCUAAUUAACAUUUUUAAUCAUAAAUUGAAAACUCCUCUAAACAGUGCAAUUGGACAUCUUAUUACAGCCAAAGAUGAUGAUUAAGUUAUUGAUUAGAUUAAAAAAUUAUAUUUGUAACCAGCUCUUUUGAAUUGCAGAUUACAGUUAUAUUUAGUAUAAGAUAUUUUAGAUUAUUUAUCAAUAGAUAUUGAAUAAUUACCUUUAAUGAAUAAUAAAACUAAUUUGAAAACUUUAUUAUUAGAAGUAUAUGAUCUAAUUGAAUAUUAAUGCAAAUUGAAAAAUAUUGAUAUCCUAUUUAAAAUAAAUAAUGAAAAUUUUAAAAAAAUAGAUCCUAAAUCUUUAUUUGUUUAUACUGAUUCAAACAAAUUGAUCAGAGUUUUGUUAAACAUUUUAAAUAAUUCUUAUAGAUUUACAGAUGAGGGAGGUUGUAUCAUUUUGGAUAUCAGAUUAGAUUAGAUGAAUAAAAUUACUUAUUUUUCAAUAACAGAUAGUGGAUAAGGUAUGGAUGAAGAACAAAUCAAAAAACUGAAUUGUUAAUUGAAAACUUUUGAAAACAUUACAUUUAAUAAAUUAAACAAAUAAUAGGAUAAUAAUCGAAAUAUAAAACUAGGAUUAAGUCUAUUUCUAGCAAAUAAACUAAUAAAAUUGUUGAGUGGGGAUAAUAGUUGUUUACAAUUAAGAGUAUCAAAUGAUCAAUUACUAUUCUCUUUUUCGAUUAGUGAUAUAAAAGAAAUCUAAUCAGCAAGUUCUCUUGGAAAAUCUAAACAUAAUAACUUUGUAAACUAAAAAUCAUUGAGAAGUUUACAUAAUAAAUUUAAUAGCUAAUCCAGUCCUCGAAUAUCCAAAUUUAAAUAAAGUUCAUAGAGAUAAAUAGAUAUAAAGAAUUAUAAUUCAUUAAGAUUAAUUUAAUAGUCUGAUAUAUAUAAUGAACCAUAACCUUAAGUUCCAAAUUAAAUAACAAUCCAUCAAAACAAUUCAAAAUUUCAUCAAUAAAGAAUUCGAAUGAAAACAAUAAAAAAAUCUUUAGAUUCUUAAUUUAGAUCCAGAGCAACUAGUUUUAGAACUCAUCAAAUAGAGUAAAUAAUUCGAUCAGAAUAAUUCUAAUAAUAAUAAUAAUAAAUUUAGACUGACGAAUACAUUUUGAUUGUUGAUGAUGAACCUUUCAAUCAUGAAACUUUGUGUAUGAUGUUAAAAAAUAUGGGAUUUAAAAAUUUCUUGAAAGCAUUUAAUGGUUAGCAAUGUCUCGAUAUCGUCAUAUAGAAUCAUAAUAAAAUACACAUGAUAAUGAUGGAUAUUGAUAUGCCUAUAAUGAAUGGAAUUGAUACGACAAAAUAAUUAGAAAAUUUAAUUAGUAAUAAUACUAUUUGUUACAUUCCAAUUAUCGGAUGCACAGCUCAUGAAGAUUAUUAAUCACAUUUAUAAUGCUUUGAUGCAGGAAUGAUACAUGUAGUUGUAAAACCUGUUUUUAUAAAAUCCAUAUAAGAGGCACUUAAUAAAAUCUCUGAACUUAAAUCAAAUGAAACUAUAAAAGAAGAUACAUCAUCUUAUGUUAUCAAUAGAAUACAAUCUCAAUCUUCUAAUUUUCAGUGA
Molecule: messenger RNA, 2519 nt
Organism: Paramecium sonneborni
Lineage: Eukaryota; Ciliophora; Oligohymenophorea; Peniculida; Parameciidae
Source: the annotation of a GenBank genome assembly